AAUUGCUGGUCAGUUGAUGUUGCUGAACUCAAUAAACUGCCCCUCACCGCAACACUAUCAGUAUGACUAUAGUCCGAAGAAAGCUACCUUGACCUAACUUAUACACGUGUCAACCUCAUACCAGCUGCCAUUAGGCAACUGAGGGUUAGGUUACCGUCGCACCACGUGAGAGGGCUGCCGCGGAAGUCUACAAGUGUCGACGACGUCAACGACGGAGAGGAUCCGGAGCGACUGCCAUGAGGACCCUGCCUCUGGCUCUAUAAAGACCAGGACGUCAGAGCUGCCCAAAGCCAGAGAUCAUCAUCCAGUCACCCACACACUCCACUCCACUCCACGCAACAGAAGUCUGACACCAAGCCUUCACAGAGACGCCUACAACAGCUAUAAGAAGAGUGAAGAUGCGUGGGGUGAUACUGGUCUGCCUGAUGGUGUGUGCCGUGCUCCUGUUGGCCAAACAGGGUGAGGGACAUGUCACCUUCUUCAGCCCCAAGCAGAUGAAAACAAUGGAGAUGGAGGCAAAGCAAAAGGAGUUGGGGGCUCGCUCGGAGGAUGGCACACCAGAGGACACAUCAGUUCAGCCAGUUCCACAAGAAGAGAUGGUGCCUGAACCCCAACCCGAGCCCGCUGCUCAGGGAACAGAGGUUGAAAUCGCCAUCAAACUGAGUGCUGAACAGCUGGAGCAUAUAACACAAGGACUAAUAAAGGAUGCACUGGAACAUGGAGCUGUAGCUGUUUGAGGAGUUCCAUCCCAACCUGCAGACUGCUGCGGCCUGACAUCAUGUCCCUCCAUCCCAACUCAUUAUAUGUAUCAUGAUUCAUGACAACGGCUGAAUAAAAGCUACGUUUUCAUUUCA
Molecule: messenger RNA, 854 nt
Organism: Engraulis encrasicolus (European anchovy)
Lineage: Eukaryota; Metazoa; Chordata; Actinopteri; Clupeiformes; Engraulidae
Gene: mlnl
Product: motilin-like
Exons: 6
Coding region: 399-737 (112 amino acids)
Source: RefSeq, a predicted model, not a curated record